This is a messenger RNA of Dicrocoelium dendriticum, 2473 nucleotides long. Lineage: Eukaryota; Metazoa; Platyhelminthes; Trematoda; Plagiorchiida; Dicrocoeliidae. The record is from the annotation of a GenBank genome assembly.
CUCAAUGGCAUAACAUCGAAUAACAUCGAAUCGCGGUCUCCACACACUGAUCGGGAAGCGAUGGAGCUGACAAAGGAUUUCUCCUGCUCUCUACAAUCCUAUGAACCCAUGAAUGGCUGUACCCAGGGGCGGUUCGUGAGACGUUCUUUAUUUCACCGUUUCGGUUCUCCGUGAGUAAUGGGUCACGCAAUAUAGCAUAUCUCCGUUGCGCGAUGUCCUCCGGUUGUUUUGUGUUCUUAAGGUCUCUGUACCCCUAUAGUGGGCCUUUUCCUGGUUGCUUAAAAUUUGAACCAAACGAACUUUUUUUGAAAAUCCGGGAGGAAAAUGAAUUCUGGUAUCUUGCAUCCAAAUUGGACGGCACAGUAGGGUGCGUCCCUUAUAAUUACGUGAAGCCAGAUAAACAGGAUGAUCAGGCCGCUAUUAAUUGUGCCUCCAAAGCUUUGUCCCAAUUUUCUAAGUCGAGCUCUGAUCUGAAGAACAAAGAAGACAUCCUUCGAAUCCUCAAGCGGCUUGCUGGAGUGGAAAACGGCGUCAAACAAACACAAGCUUCGAAGCUUUAUCCUGAACCACGUUCUUCACCCCCCACCAGAGCUUCUUUUCCCCAAGCACGUCAAAAUCAUCCGCUUACACCUAAAACCGUUCCUACGAACAUCGCUGCUCAGUUGGUCGAUGUCUUGAGACUUGGGACUAACGCAAAAUACGAGGAAUGUCAGAGCAGUCUUCGCGUUCUUCUGAAGCUUCUCUCUGCACAUCUUCCGGAUGUUAUGCCAAUCACAAAGGCCUUAGAUGCUUCACUGUCAGACUCUUCAAUGGAGGAGCGCCGUCUCUGGCUUACCCAAAGCCCAGAUUGGUACUUCCUUCAACGGUACUUUGAUUCGGUUGCAAGGCUGUCGGAGGAUGACCAUGAAUCUAACUGGCAACUACACGAUGAUUCUCUGAUUCAGCAGCAACUUUUGGAUUUACUUAACGAUGUGCUGCUCAAAGCCGACCCGUCGCUUAUCCAACUGUUUUUGAGUCUGAAAAAUUAUGAACCGUUGCAGCACCUCAUCAAGUUGUACCAUAGAAAGUGCAACUCUUCUGUUCGCCAAAAGCUGCUUGUAACCGUGGAAGCCUGUUUUUUAGCCGAUCCUAACUGUUCAUCCGUCUGCAUCACGUCUCCCUUCCCGCACGAACUGAUUCGCGAACUUUGCACACAUGAAGGCGAUCUUGAUAUUGCGCACAUCGCUAGAUGCCUCUACCUGUUGACUUCCCUGCUAGCCAAAGAGACAGCUUUGCCUGUGGAUUUGCGGGAACAAAUUAACUGCAAAUUUCUCACUCACGUUCUGCGAUUCAUCGGUCCUAUUGGAAGUGUCGACACUACUUCCCUGAUCGAUUUUGAUCCUUUCAACAUGGCCACGGAAUCUUCCUCAGUCACCUUGGAGCCCUUUUUCGACAGGCAGUUGCAGCACGCGGCGGCAAUCCUAUUGCUCUCGUGCAACUGGCACUUUUGCUUCAUUGCUGCCAAACGCUCCACGGGAUAUGAGGGCGUUUCUCCUUCACUUGUGAGUAAGAUCCCUCUACUUGAAGCCCUCAUCAGUCAACCUUCAGCCUCUCAAAAUUUCCUUGAAUUGGUCGUGCAAGCCUUCAAUCGUGAUGUGGAUCCAAUGGCUCUAGUUCGCUCUACGUGUUUCCCUCGUUCGGCACGUGUUGAUCGGUUAGUCCGCUGGGCUGAGGUCGUCGCACACCACUCUUCACCGUCUGAGAAAGAAAGUAAUGCAGCUGCCACCAAAGCUUUGGAAGGCGAUGUGGAAGACAUGAAUUCCUCCUCUUUCGCAGACCCUGGGUACUAUGCUCGUCGCUUCUGGACUGAAUCACUUAUCCAAGAAAAAUCUGCUGAACUACCCACACUGCCCACGAAUGUAUCGCCAACAACUCCUCGGAAUAGCAUCAUGAAACUGCUAUUUGAUCUGUUCAACACAGCCAACACUGCCGAGUUGAUCUUCCGAAACGAUCGAAAUGUGAUCAUCGACGUGAUCAACCGGCACAUCGGUAACCUGAAGUCAAGAGAAACGGAGCGUGUGUUGGAUUAUCCUAUUUUACUUGGUUUAAUUAUCGCACACUCUGACUACCUCUCCAGCGGGGCCCAUCGUUCGGGUGAAUUGAUUCAGAACCUUGAACGUCUGCUCAAAAGUGGAUCUUUUGAAGCGGUAAAUCCGCCAAUUCUGGAAAGAGGACUUCAAAUAGCUCGUAUCUCACUUGAUAGACUCCGAGCAGUUUGCAAGUAGAUUUGAUCACGAACUCCCCACGACCUGCGCCUGUUAUCUUUCCGUGUGAAAUUAUGUCCCACUACUCUGGUUACUAUUUCCGGUUUGUUAAGAGAUCGAUUUGAAUAUAUAUUUCCGAGCAACUCCUUAUUCCAUUACCUUAACUAAUUCACAGCUUUGUCAGUGAUCUCGCUUCUUUUACGUAAACGAACCCAUCUGUUGUCAGCUGG